This is a messenger RNA of Mesorhabditis belari, 6249 nucleotides long. The record is from the annotation of a GenBank genome assembly. Lineage: Eukaryota; Metazoa; Nematoda; Chromadorea; Rhabditida; Rhabditidae.
AUGGCCUCGGCUAAAGUGGAUAAACUCAUCAAAUCGAUCAAUGGCUUGGAGACGACGCUGAAGCAGAAAGAACAGCACACACCACCGAAAAAAGCGGCCACAAACGACAAAGAGCGGCAAUUUUGUGCGGAAAUUCGCGAGAUUUUGGCGUCAUCCGAUGUGAGCAAUAUAAUAAAAAAUGAUAAAAGAUGUGAAAAUGAAUUCACCCGAGCCGUUGAACUCCUUUUCAACCUCGUCAAUCACACCGAUCAAUCGCUUCGGACACUGGCCGAGGAAACGCUUGAUGCGAUUUUUCGGGAGCAACUCCUCGCUUUUCAACACGCACGAGUGAUUGUCCGUUUGAUCACCGUUGUUGCAAAGAAUGGCCCAUCAAGAUCUCUUGUAGCAGCUUUAAAUCGACUCUGUUCAUUAAUCCAAUACAGUAAAGCAAAUCGAUUAACCUCUUACGGUGUUCAUAUUGUGAACGCAUUGACGAUGAUCUUGAAGAGGCCAGAAGAAACGGUACAAACCGCGUUGGAGAAGGGAAUACCAAAGAUUUUCGACGUUCUUGGACCAAGAAUCAGGGAACAACAUGUGGAUAAAGCAUAUGAUCUAUAUCGAGCAGCCGUCGAGAAUCUGGACCUCUCUGGAUCAGCAGGAAGAUCGGCCGUCACAAUAAUCACCCAGAUUUGCCAAUAUUACACAGUUAUCCUCAGAAAGGUAAUGCUGCGUUGCCUUGCCACAAUUCGAAAUCCUGAUGAGAAUGAAGCUCGACAAAGAUUAGUUGGAUCGUUGAAUGUGGUGAAGAGUGUUUGGAAGUUGGCUGUCGGUGUCGAAACCGCUGACACUUUGAAAGGAAUCAUUACCGGCAUUCUUCUUUGUCUUUGCUCUGGCCACAACGAUGUGAUUGAAGCAUCUUUGAAGGCUCUCUGUGAAAUCAUGUCUUCUCCUUUAUCCGAUAUGCAAUUUUACCCACCGACUUUUACCAAUAAUAUUCUCGAGAGAGGAGCGCUUGGCUCAGAGAAAGGAAAUCACGAUGAGAGUUAUAAUGAAGGUUCAUCAAUGGCCUCACUUGUUUCCUCACCAAUCGGAUCGACUCUCGAUUUGAGCGUAGCUGAUUCAAUCGAACCGAUGAAUGCCGAAUAUAUGGAACCCCUAGAAAUCCCAGAUCAAGAAUCAACCGGCACAUUGAGCGAUGAUGGCACAGAGCAAGGCGAAAUCAUCGACCCAUUGCUUCAUUCGGAUUUGUAUGAAGAACAACGACAAGAAGAAGAAGAAGCAAAGAAACAUGAGCUCUCACAGCAAGUUCAAUCACCACAAACACCGCGAAAAGUAGAGGGAAUCCCAAAGAAGUUGCCUGAAGGAUUUUAUUCUGAAUCCGUCAAUUGCUUUAUCUACUCAGGACUUUUGAUAGCAAAGCAAUUUCUCCUUGCCGGGAUUAAAGGAUUAAAAAGUGAUCGAGAGGUUCGAAUCUCCCACAAAAUUUUGGCGUUGAAUUGCUUGAAGAUGAUUGCUCAAAUGGAUCCCUCAAUCGGAAGAAGUCACGUGCAAUUGGGUGGUUGUGAUCAAACGAUUUCUGAAAUUGCUCGAUUUGUGCUUCAUGAUGACGAUGGUUUGUGUGGUGGAGCGAUCGAUUUCAUCGUUACUUGCGAUCGUCAGGCGCUUCGAAUGGGAAUCGCUUUGACAGACAUGUUCCCUUACUGCGUUCAACGCGUCGAGCACGUUUUUCAACAGAAAAGGAAACGAGCGCUACUCCUCGCGACUAUCGACUCGAUGGAGCUUCUCCUUCACUACGAUCUCUUCUCAAAUAUUUGCCGUCUCACCGUUGAAUCUGUGACUGGAUCGUAUAAUUUGUACAAGAACACAUCAGCGCAAUGGAUUUCUUCAAUAAAAUGGUCAAUAUUGGCACCGAAAUUGCGCGAAGAAUGGCAGAAAGUAUGUCUCUCGACCUUUCUACAACUUCUCUUCAUCGGCGAGCCUUCCGUUGAGCAAGAAGUCGCUGAAUUGUUUCCAAGAUUGGUGAAGAAUUCUGAGCUCGGCGCUCUCACAAACGUUUUCCACUUUACACUCCCAGAAAACCACGUCGGCGAAUGUUUUGACGAGAUUCCAGUGGUCCUCGGCCUCCCCUCACCAUAUUCAUUUCGAAACGAGGCCGUCGAUUUCAUUCACGAAGAGAAUCUUGAGUUUAUUCUAUCAGAAAUGUUAAAGAUGGCCUCAAGAAAUAUCACUGAAUCCACGUCGGGUUUAAUCUCGGGUUUGGCAAUCCUCGUCGAAGCGUUUCCCCCAUCAUUCUACCGAGAGUGCUGGCAGAGUGCAUUCAGGGGUCAAUCCGGAGCCGUCGGUCUUUUGUCACUCGUUGUUGAGAUGGGCGAGUUGAGUGCCGGUUCUUCACAAACGCUCAUCAAAACUUUCGCCGUGGUGUCGAAUUUAUUUGCUGGUCAAAUGGAGGGCCAACUGAUGCGCGUUGUUCAUGAGCAGAUGAUUCCCGAUCGAAAAUCUUUGCCAAAGCAAUUGGACUCACUUCUAACGGAGAGACUCGUUUUGCUGCCAUUGAGAGUGCUCAAUGUCUACUACUCGUUAGUCACCGAGCAUCGAUCCCUUCAAAACCAAUCGUCAACCGGGCUUCUCUCUCGACCGAAUAUCACUCAAAUCAGCAAUAUCAAAACAGCUAGCUCCGCAAGAAUCGCUGACAUCUCUCGCUUGCUUGGAACAAGUAUUCAUCCGACAAAAUCGAGCUCUUUCCUCGAGUCACCCUCUCUAAAGACGAUGUUCCCGCAAAUUCGUGGAGCUUAUCUAAACUUUUUGGAGAAAAUCGGCUUCGAACAAGAUCGCCGUUUCAUCGAGCUUUUAUCUUCAGCAUUGGAUUGUCUCUGUGUCCUUCUUGAAAUGGUCACAUAUCAAGCAAUUCGCCCGCUAUUGGAAGAGAUCUUGUUGUACUUAAAGAUCAUUUUCGAAUUGGAUCCCCAUCAUUGUACUCGAGUCUUGCAUCAACUCUUCAAAUUGAUCUUCGGGAAAAAUGCGACAAAUAUCAAUUUGGAAACUCUUCAGCAACUGAAUAUGAAACAUCCAUUGCCUCCAUCGGAUAAACUUGACAUGUACCUUGUUCGCUCGAUCAACGAAUUCACCCUUUUUGCCGCUUUUCUGAACAGAGCCGAAUUUCUCGAUGUUUAUGUCAGAAGACAUGUGGGUUGGUUGAGAGCCGAUCUCCUCUCCAAAGUGCACGUUCCACCGAAUUGGGAGAUCACCUCAGCUCUACUCCUCUUCGAGGGUUUCAUCAAUCGUUUAAUCAAUAUGUAUCCAAUCUACAAUUCGAUUCCUCUCAAAUGCGCGAUUCUUGGAGUGAUGUGUGAGCUUCCACGAGACGGAGUCAAGUAUGCACUCGCUGAUCCGAAAGCGAAACUUUUCGAGGCAAUUCUGAGUCAAAUCGAUGACAUGAUGUCUUCACAUACAUCAAUGUUGAGACAAGUUUUUCUCUACUUGAUCGUCUUGGUAAAGACGAAUUUUAUCGAUUGGAACCGUUUGGAGGGGAUUUUGGGGUCAAUGAUAGAGAAAAUCACGGAGAACAAUGUGAAACAUGCCCUAUCCGCGCUUGAUGUGGUGAUUUGUGAGGGAUUGAUCGUUCAGAAGAAAGCCGGGGAUGAAUUGUGGAAAUUAUGGCUUUCGAAAGUCGAUCAGAUAAUCGAAUGGGAUUUGGAGGCGACGGCAUCGAUUUGGACAAUCUUCUUGCAUCACUCGAGGAAAGAAGAGCAGAGAUGGAAAGAAUGGUCACUUGAGGCUUGGUCUCAUUAUCGAGAGUUCAUCAAAUCAUCGCGAAACAAAGCAAAAUUCUCCUCUUGUCAUGCGCAAAUCGUCUUUCUUAGUUGCUUGGCUCCACAAACUUUUCGUCCAAUCGACUCGUUCUUUAAAACCCUCAAAGCGGUUCUCUAUGAUACGACACUGGACUCUUCAACAAAACUCGGCAAAUCUUUUCCUCUCAUUUUCACAAUGAUUGCUUUCAUGUCGGAAGACAAAACCCUUUCAAGAAUGGAGCAAUUAGCUGAGAAUCCAAACGAGUUAUUGGUUAGGGGAAUCUUUGACAUUGUUUGGAAAGCAACGGAUGAGAUGAAAAAACGAGACAAAGAUGCUGAAGAGAUUAUCGUUUUUACUCUACAAACGAUGGCCUACUGUUUGCGAUCAGACAAGUUGCCGAAAUUCUCCGCCUUGCUUCGCUAUUACACGCCAGUUGAUCCACUAAAUCUAUUACUGAAGCUUCAAAAGUUGUCGCCUCAUCUCUAUGUGCAUUGGUUGUCUUUCUUCUCGUUGACCCCCUCAGCGCUCUCCGUUUUCACCAACACUCUGACAAAUUCGACUACUGAUGGUCAUGUUGUGAAUAUCACGAUGCUUCUCUUGAUCGAUUUGAUUCAAAGUGAAAGCCUUUCGGAUACUCAUCUCUUUGCGUUGUUUACACCGAAAGAGGCCCUCAAUCUACCAUUUCUUUUGAUUCAAAUCGCUGAGAAGAAAAUGAUCGAGACAUUUGUUGGAGCAUUGGAUGAGAAACCAUAUGAGCAUUUUCUUUCUUCAACUGCACAAGGAGCGCUAGAGUCUUUGAACUUGAAGGCCGCUUUCGACACACUGACGUUAACGAAAAGGUUCAUCGAGAAAUUCGAGAGAAUCCCGUGUGAAGAAGAGCUAAAACGGCUAGACGAAGGAAUUAAAGGAAUCAGUCGAAAAUUGCACGAGAAAUUCCUCGAAAUCCUCUCCCAAACUGGUCAAAACCCAUUCGAGGGUGUCGCAGCGUUGACCACUUCGAGUGCUCCGGAGUUCUUCGCGCUCACUUUGAAACAUUUCGACAAUUGUCCAAUCGAUUCGACUCUUCAAAAUGUCACUCAUCUACCAACACAACAUUUAUAUGAUAUUUUCGAGAGCUUGCAUCCAUCACAACGAGAGCACUUCUUCACGAUUUGUUUAGAAUCUAUUGAAGCUAUUGUGAUAUCAAAAUCAGCCUUACCUGAAGAGCAACGAGGAGCCAAUGCAAGGGCUCAAGAGAUUCUCGAGAUUUUAGAAGAUUUCAUCUCACAAAAUCCUCAUUUAGCUCUUCAUUUGUAUUCAAAGAUUGGACCAAUCUUAGUGACAUCGAAUCUGACUUGGUCCGAUUUCAGCGCUGAAUCGAUCGACUCUUUGAUUCAAUACUCCACCGGACUAUUAAGAAAACAUCCACUAAAUGUUCUUGGUGAUCGAAUCGAGGGACUUGGCUUUUUGCUCGGUUCACCGUCAUCAAGAGAGAUCUUUCGAUCGAACCCUUUCUGCCACUUGCAAUCGCUUAAAGUUCUUCUGCACGAGCUUGCCUAUUUUCUUGCCACAUCCACUCACGAGCCAUUCAACACGGGCGACAUCUCAGGUCUUGACAUCACGGGUCUUUCUAGUGAAUCAGAAAAAUUUAAACAUUUAUCUGAGCUUUUCGAUAUUGUACAGUAUAUUGUGAUGUUAUUUCGGAAACAAAAAAUCGACAUGGCAACUCCGGGAGUGCUAAAGUUAGAGAAAACGAUUCGUGCGAUUCUUCGCCAUCCUGUUCUACACGCGAUGGCUUUAGUGCCAGAAACGGCUAUGAAAAUGGAAUGGAAACCUCGAGCUGAAGUUAGAGGAGAGACUCAAGUGGUUAUUCCGUUGGUGAACAUUCAUCUCUUGUGCAACGUUGAUGUGCUUUCUGAUUUCACUUGGAGAAUACGCUGGCUUGGAUGGACAUCUCGGCAACAAUUCGAGGAUUUAUGGAUGAGCCUAUUCGGCGUUCUCUCAAGUACACCAACUGGUACUGAGUUGACUCAAGAGAAUGCAUCGCAAUACACGGAGCAAAUCCUAGCCUCAGCUAAUGCAGUCAAUAGUCUGACAGAGCUUCUCUUGUCCUCAUUGCUUUAUCCAGAACCGGGAAACACUUUCAACAGCAAUUUUGUCGUGAAACAUCGCGAAAGAACGGAAACUCAUCGAAACAAAUCAAUGAAACAAGCAAGUGCCAUCAAAGCUCGAUUGAUCGACGACAAAGAUCCGCAAACGAUCUUCAACAGAAAUAUUGAGAGACUAAUUCACGAAGUUGGUUCAAAGUAUGGCCCAGGCCAACUCUCAGCGCUUGCCUUGUGGAAUCUGACUGGAGUAUUGAGAGAUGAAAAGAUGCCAAAUAGUCCCUCAAAUAGUCCGAGGAUCAGAGCUUCAACCUCCGAAUACUUGUUGCGGAUGAAUUGCGAGCUUGGGACACGGCCUCCUCUGUGCGCGCACUUUUCGAGAAUUAUUCGCAUUGGC